AUGAGGGGUACUGUUCCCAUGGCCUGUGCUUCGUUGCAAGACUGGCAUGGCGAUAUCAUGGGGACGAGAGACGUUGCCCGUGAAGCAUACAACGAUGCUAUACAAUACCUAAAGACUGAGCUCAGGGAACAAGAUCAUGAUUUGUCUUGGUUGAAGACGCUGACAUCAAUGGAAGACGUGCAAAAAACGGCCACAGAAGCGCAGGCGAGAUAUGACAGCGCGGGAAAAUCCAAGGUUAAAUAUUGGUUGCAGAAGAUCUCCUCAGUUGUACUCUAUUAUAACGGAGUCCUCGACGUACUGGCUCAACAACAUCCUGAGUACCUCAGUAUCGUUUGGGGCUCGAUCAGAUUCAUUUUGACGGGAAUUGUCAACCAUGCCGAACUCGUGAACGAGUUCUCGAAAGCUAUCGUGGAUAUCGCGGUCAUCUUGCCGCAAGCAAAGCUAAGUGCUGAACUAUACGAAAGCGACCAGCUUAAGAGUGCAAUAUCACAAUUCUACGCAAACAUUCUUCUCUUCUUCAAACAGGCUAUCGACUGGUACAACCUUUCUUCAACGCGGAGGGCAAUGUCAUCUCUUUUCAGACCUUACAAGCUCGAGCUCAAAGAUACUCUUGAUGAGGUCAAAAGAAGUAUGCACAUCCUCUUGAAAGCACUAUCUGGCGAGCUAUCCGACGUUCGAAAGCAAAUUGAUAGAUUGUCAUUUUCCGUGAAUGACAAGCUGGAAGUGACCACCUGGAGCAAACCUAUCUUGGAGGAGAUCCACUUCAAUGUUCGGGAUAUGAGACCUCGUGUGGUAGAUAUCCAAUUCGGCCAGGCCAUGGGCCUUCUCACACCCCGAAUAGCCCCGCUGGACGCUUUCAGGAGACAGCAGCGCCUGGCUAGAAGAAUCCAACCUUGGAUUAGCCAGAAUUCUGAAAUUGCCCACCUCGUUGCGAACAUAGGAAGCUGGAUUGCCUUCCCCAAGCCAUCGUUGCUUGUCUUGGAAGCUGGGCCAAAGGCAGAGACCAAAGCCAAGGAGAUUGUCACAGAGCUAAUCGGAAUGCUCCGACCAGCAGCAAGGCGUUUAUGCUGGUACCUGUCCACUGCCAAUUCAGGAAAUGAAGGUAUCACUCUGGCUGAUAUCUUCAAAAACUUGAUUUAUCAGCUGAUCAGACUCGACUCUGUCAAUAUGGCAAGGAUCCUGGACGGUAACCUGACCUCCAUAAAACUCCAGGGAGAACACACCGAUCGAGAGUGGAUCGACUUGCUAUGCUCGAUUCUAAGACACCUUCAGGAUUGUUUUAUCAUUGUGGAGGCUGAAGAUAUGUUCAAAAUUCUGGGGAAAGAUGUAGCACAACUUGACAGAGUCCACUCUGUCUUUCAAUUGCUCGUUGACCAGGCGUCUAAUGAAGGCUGUCAAGUCAAAGUCCUCUUCGUUGGCUACGGUAGAUCAACAGCCGCUUCAGAUACUUCAGCACCUAUAUCUGUGUCCUCGAGGAGGGUCGUUUCACUUCGUCCUCUUGUGCCCGUACCUGAGUAUGGCAGCGUCUGA
Molecule: messenger RNA, 1530 nt
Organism: Diaporthe amygdali
Lineage: Eukaryota; Fungi; Ascomycota; Sordariomycetes; Diaporthales; Diaporthaceae
Exons: 6
Coding region: 1-1530 (509 amino acids)
Source: RefSeq, a predicted model, not a curated record